This is a messenger RNA of Salpingoeca rosetta, 2706 nucleotides long. RefSeq lists its product as uncharacterized. The record is from RefSeq and is a predicted model, not a curated record. Gene Ontology annotation, molecular function: transcription cis-regulatory region binding. Gene Ontology annotation, cellular component: nucleus. Gene Ontology annotation, biological process: regulation of transcription by RNA polymerase II. Lineage: Eukaryota; Choanoflagellata; Craspedida; Salpingoecidae. Bases 77 to 2647 code for a protein of 856 amino acids. The transcript is spliced from 16 exons.
ACUGCACUGCCCGCUCGCUCGCUCGUGUUGCUUCUACUGCACCACACACGCAGCACACCGCGCAGCACACCACAACAUGGGGGACUGGGGUUAUGAGUACGAUUCGGAGGAUAGCGAGGAGUAUGGAUCGUUUCUGGCGGAGCCCGUUCCCGUGGCAUACGCAUCGGACGACUUUGACGGCCCGCCCAGCGACAUUCCCGUCUUCCAAUAUCCCAAUUCGCAAAACACUCAGGAAGAGGAGGACAAAUUCAACGGUGCACACGACUCCGGUCCGUACCAUGACCACUUGUUGCCUCGCAAGAUGUUUGUGCGCCAAAGCCACAAGCAGCUGUGGAAGGGGUUUGGCAUUCCAGUCCCAAGCAAGCUGAACAUUCUUCAGUCAGUGCGUUGCCUGGAAUAUGGUGUCAUCUCCGACUGGAAGAGCGAGCGUGGUUUUGGUUUCAUCAAAAGCGGCCGGUUUCCUGGCCAAUCCCUGUUCUUUCACGUCUCGAGCUUCAACUUCCAUGUUGGGCGUGAUGACAGAAGUCUGCUUCACAUGCCCGUCGAGUUCGAAAUUGUGGAUCGUGGGCGCAGAGGCAUCGGCGCCGUCAACAUUGACAUUGUCCACAGAUCAGAACUUGCGGCACACGACAAAUCUUACAUGCCGUUCAGAUGCAGCGGUCGCCGUGGCCACACCUUCAAGGGACUCUGCGUCCAAUUUGUGCACGGUCCUUUCUGCCAGAUUGCGCCCACCCUCCCACGGCUCAAACAUGGCACUCCUGUGAUAGUCACAGAAAUAGCCGUGUGUCUGACCAAUUACGACGACAUUAUCAUCACCGAGAUGUACCAUGAUCCGCGGCCAUGGAAGGAGGCGCCAGAAUGGCACCUCUCCGUGCACGACUGCUUUGACGACUGCGACGACUAUGGUCAUGUCAUUGAAGACCCUGUGGUUGAUGACGAGGAUGACUACUAUGAUGAUGAUGAUGAUGGUGAUGAUUAUGACGGUGAAGAUGAAACUGCGAGUUGCAAUGACCUUGAUGGCGAUGGCGGCGAUGGCUAUGAUGAUGACGAUUAUGAUGAUGAUGAUGAUGAUGAGCAACAGCCACAGCAGCAACAGCAGCAACAGAAACAGCAACGUCAGCAGCCACAGCAGCCACAACGUCAGCAGCAGCAACAGCAGCCACAACGUCAGCAGCAGCCACAGCAGCCACAAGAGCAACAGCAGCAACAGCAGCAGCAAGCAAUGUCGCCCAAGCCUGUUCGAUUCACAGUGCAAUCUGAGCAGGUGCACGGCAUCGUCGUUGCAAUCCGCCCGCACCUUGCGCUUGUGUUCAUCCCUGAUGGGCGCGGUGUGUCUGUGCCGCUGCACAAGAUCAAGCACCCGAUCGCUGUUGGCGACGCACUCUCCUUCGCCCUCACCAGCACCACAGACGCCGACCCGCAUGCGCUGUUUGUUGUGCCGGCCCCGCAAUUCGAGAUGGCAGCAGCGCAUGCUGGCGAGUGCGUUGGACGUGUCAUGUCGGAACCAAAGGGCUACGAGCCUGGGCGUAUUGUUGUGGAGCGAGUCAUCCCAGAUGCCAGCAGCAGCCAGACGACACACCACCCCACAUCGGGCCCGGCUGUUGGCGAUCAGGUGGACUACUUCGACCACAUUCUCGACAACACGACGCUUCGUGUCGGCGACACGGUUCGCGUCAAUGUGAGCAGCUACGCUGUGCGACCUGACCGUUGCUUCUGCACAACUGCGACGAUCUUGACGCGAAGCGCCCGCUCAUACGGGUGGGUGAAGCGGCUGAUGCCUGGCUCCGGGUUUGGAUUCAUCACCUCAUUCCCCAAACUGGACGACAUCUUCAUGCCCUUCUCAAACGUCGUUGGCCACUGCGAGCUGGACGUGAACAUGUGGGUGGAGUUUGAGAUCACGCCGUCACCGCGUGGGCCGGUUGCUGCGCGUGUGUGCCAGGCCGACCCCGCUGUCAUCAAUGCCAUGCUCGUCAAGGAUCCAGAUGCACUCGAGGGCGUCGUCGACUCUGCGCCGACACGCGCGCAGAUGGGCAGGAUCCUGUAUCGGCCGCCUCGUCCGGACAAUCGCCCCGCUGUUCCACGCGUGGAGAUGAUUGACACAACGCCGGCGUUUGGCGAAGUAGAUCAGAGCGACCUGAGGGUUGCGCUGUGUGCGCUGAACAGCCUGGCGCAUCCACAGCAGCCGCCGAAGAAAGGCGACCAUGUCCGCUUCAGACUCGUCCAGGGAUCCGCCUACGCCGUCGACGUCACAAAGAUUUGUGGACCAAAGUUGACGACAAGCACGAUUCAGGGCACAAUCACGAAACGGUUUGCACGCUACGCCAGCGUCCACUUCAAAUCCCCGCUGCAUGAUGUUGUGCUGGAGAGGAUGUUCAUGGCGCAGCAGUACCGGGGCGACUACGACAGGGUUGCUGUUGGCGACGGCGUGCGGGUGGAGGUCGACAUCGUACGGGAGGACACAAGCGCAACCACCGACGACGACGACGACGACGAUGAUGGUGGUGACGACGCUGAAGGGAAGAGGGUUGGUGCGGAGGGAAGGGAAGCAGAUGUGCAGGGUGGCGAUGCUGAUGGUAGCGAUCAUGAAGGGGCGGGUGUGUGCGUGCGUGUGGUUGCGGUGAUGCCACGGGCUCGUGUCGGCCAUUGAUUGGCGAUUCGUAAGCACACUGGUGAUGAUGAUGGUGGUGGUGGUGGUGGUGGUGGUGG